GCAGCGCGGCACGGCGCUCCAUUCCGACAAUGCCCCUCAACACGCCCUUUAAACCCCCCACACUCCCCCUCCAUUCACUUGCACCUGCAGCCCCAAACACCCACGCGUGCAGACACGCACAGAGCCCAUACAGGCAGGCAGGCACACGCGCAUCAGGCCUGCCACGAUGAACACGCCGCUCCAUGUCAGGUUCCUCCGGACCAUGUACCGGCUCGUCGUCGACAACUUCCUCGCCAUCGCCGCCGUGGCCACCGCCGCCGGCGCGCUGCAGAGAACGAGCCCCGAGGCGGCGCUCGCGCUGGCGCGGGCGAUCCGGCCGGUCCACUGGCUGCUGGCUCUGCUCCUGGCCGCCGCCGCCGCCAAGCUGAGGCGACUGGGCCGACCCAAGGACGUGUACCUCGUCGAGUACGGCUGCUUCCGGCCCAAGGCUUGGUUCCGGGCGCCGUUCGCCACGUGCCUGGAGCACGCGCACCUGAUGCCGUACCUGGUCGACGAGGAGAGCGUCAGCUUCGCCAUCCGCCUGCUCGAGCGCUCCGGCCUCGGCGAGGAGACCUGCGUGCCGGAGGCCUACCACUACAUGCCGCCCGACCGCAGCCUCAAGGCCUCCCGCGACGAGACCGAGCUGGUCAUCUUCUCCGCCGUCGACGACGUCUUCGCCAGGACCACCGUCAAGCCCGAGGAGAUCGACGUGCUCAUCGUCAACUGCAGCAUCUUCACGCCCACGCCGGUCUUCGCCGACAUGGUCGUCAACAGGUACAACCUCCGCGCCGACGUGCAGAACGUCAACCUGUCCGGGAUGGGGUGCAGCGCGGGGCUCGUCUCCGUCGGCCUGGCCAAGAACCUCCUGCACGUGGCGCCGCCGGGCACGAACGUCCUCAUCGUGUCGACGGAGAUCCUCUCGUCGCAGUACUACGUCGGCACCGAGCGCGCCAUGCUGCUUCCCAACUGCCUCUUCCGCAUGGGCGCCGCCGCCAUGAUCCUCUCCAACUCCUCGGAACGGGCGCGGUUCAAGCUCACCCGCGCUGUGCGCACCGUGACGGCCGCGCGGGACGCCGACUACCGGUGCGUGUUCCAGGAGGAGGACGACAAGGGCAACACGGGGAUCCGUCUCUCCAAGGACCUCGCCACCACCGCCGGCCACGCGCUCAAGAGCAACAUCGCCGCCUUCGGCCCCCUCGUCCUGCCGGCCUCGGAGCAGCUCCUCGUGGCGCUCUCCUUCCUCAAGCGGAAGCUCCUCAGCGGGCGCGCCAAGGUGAGGCUCUACCGUCCCGACUUCCGGACGGCGUUCGAGCACAUCUGCAUCCAUGCAGGCGGCCGCGGGGUGAUCGACGAGGUGCAGGCCGGGCUCGGCCUCUCUGACGAGGACGUGGAGGCGUCGCGGAUGACGCUGCACCGGUUCGGGAACACGUCGAGCAGCUCAGUGCUGUACGAGCUGGCGUACAUCGAGGCCAAGGGAAUGAUGAAGAAAGGGGACCGCGUGUGGAUGAUCUCUUUCGGCGCCGGCUUCGACUGCAACAGCGUGGCGUGGGAGUGCGUGAAGCCGGCGGCCAACGCCGACGGGCCGUGGGUCGACUGCAUCCACCGCUACCCGGUGCAGCUCCCAGAAAUCGCCAAGGAUAUAUCUAACUCCUAAAUCACAAAAGCAGAUCGAGCAUGCAGCUAGCGUUCUCAGACGUAUAUUUGUACGUACCUGGUAUACGUAUACAUAUCAAGUGAACAAUUGAAAGUAUUCGUAUACGGUAUACGUAUGGGAUAGAUAUGGUUUGUCCCGGAUAGGAAUCCUUCAAAAAGUAGCUGGAUCGAUGUCAUUAAUAUGAUCUAGCCUGAAGUUCGGGAUC
Messenger RNA from Panicum hallii, 1838 nucleotides. RefSeq names its product 3-ketoacyl-CoA synthase 5-like. NCBI's taxonomy places the organism in Eukaryota, Viridiplantae, Streptophyta, Magnoliopsida, Poales, Poaceae. The record is from RefSeq and is a predicted model, not a curated record. Gene Ontology annotation, cellular component: membrane. Gene Ontology annotation, biological process: fatty acid biosynthetic process. Bases 167 to 1633 code for a protein of 488 amino acids. Gene Ontology annotation, molecular function: acyltransferase activity, transferring groups other than amino-acyl groups. The transcript has a single exon.